Panicum hallii is the source of this 909-nucleotide messenger RNA. RefSeq names its product NDR1/HIN1-like protein 10. Bases 1 to 909 code for a protein of 302 amino acids. Gene Ontology annotation, biological process: defense response to other organism. The transcript has 3 exons. Lineage: Eukaryota; Viridiplantae; Streptophyta; Magnoliopsida; Poales; Poaceae. The record is from RefSeq and is a predicted model, not a curated record.
AUGGGGCCCCACCCGGAAUUGAUGCAGUGGCCCCCGGAACUGCAGCUCUUCCUUUCCUGCGUUGCUUUUGAUUUCUUGGGAACACCAACCGCCAGACAUAUAGCCAUGUCAUCUAGAAGGUAUCCAUCCGGUUCUGAGAAAAGGAAGAGGAAGAAACGAGCAGAUGAGUUCAUAGAAACACAGAGAGGAGCCAUGGACAAAUUUUUUUCUAGUAAUUCAAGAACUUCAAGGAAUCAAAAUGAGAUGGCUAUAGUUGCUAUGGAGGAGCAACCUGAUAAUGACCCAGAAGAUCAGGGCUUUACACCAGAAGAAAAUAUUGACACCAAUAGGAAUGAUAACAAUGACCGUCGCUGCCUGAGCCUGAGCCUGUUCCGCAUCCCGGUCAGAGCCUUCAUCGGCGUGUGCUUCUUCAUCGGCGCCCUCGCACUCCUCAUCUGGCUCAUCUACCGGCCCCGGACGAUCCAGGUCGCCGUCGCCACCGCGACGCUCUCCCGCUUCGACCUCAACACCACCGCGUCGACCACCCCGGUGCUGUCCUACAACCUCACGGCGGUGCUGUCCUUCUCGAACCCCAACCGGCGCGUGUCCAUCUACUACGACAAGCUCCAGGCGGCAGGGCUGUACCAGGGCGAGCGCUUCGGCCGCGCCGCGCUACCGGUGUCGUUCCAAGGCACGAGGCGCACGGACGCGGCGCCGGCGCUGCUCGUGGGCAGCUCGCUCGUCGACCUGAACGCCGAGGACAGCAGGGCGGGGGUGUUCCCCGUGGAACUGUGGGUGGACGGGGUGGUGCGGUACAAGUUCGGCGAGCUAACGACCACCACGACCAGCACGCUGACGGUCAAGUGCCACCUGGCGCUGAAGCUGAUGGUGGCGUCGGGUUGGGUCGAUUGCACUGUCAUCGACUUUUGA